This is a messenger RNA of Colletotrichum destructivum, 1193 nucleotides long. Its product is annotated as Putative ER membrane protein complex subunit 7. Gene Ontology annotation, cellular component: EMC complex. Bases 223 to 978 code for a protein of 251 amino acids. The record is from RefSeq and is a predicted model, not a curated record. NCBI's taxonomy places the organism in Eukaryota, Fungi, Ascomycota, Sordariomycetes, Glomerellales, Glomerellaceae. The transcript has 3 exons.
CCCGUCCAGUUCCAGGCCGCCGCCAUUCAUCUACACCUCCAUUUCCACCUCGAUUAGAACCUCUCCCGGCCUCGAGCUCUUUCCACCCACCUCCUCUCUCCCAUCCCACUCGUCGUUGGUAUUACAAGCAUCCGGCUUCCCCUCGAGUGUCCCGCCCGUUCGAACCGCAGGCUAUACAGCUCCUCAACCGUAGACCGCCCCCAUCCCUCCCUCGCCCCUAAAAUGCGCCUCCUCGAAGCACUCGCGGCCCUUGCGGCCUACACCACGACUUCCCUCGCCCUCGCCGCCUCCCUCACACUCUCGAUUCCCUCCUCCCCGGCUCUGCCGAAUCCCUAUACCCUUCCGCCCUCGACGCGCGCGACCCUCUCCGCCCUGGGCGCCUCCUUCUCCGCCCCGCUGUCUGUCAAGAACACCUUCGUCUUCGCCAAUGUCACCGCCCCCGGCUCGUAUCUGGUCGACGUUCACUGUGCGACCCACGCCUUUGCGCCCCUGCGUCUCGACGUCGCCGCUGACGGCAGCCUGGUAGCCUGGGAGACGUACCGCGGCAACGACUGGGACAACAAGGGCGAGGUCUACGCGGCCAAGGACUUUGAGGGCGGCGGCAGGGGCUUCGAGGUGCGGGUUCUGGGAGGCAAGAACUACUUCGUCGAAAGGAGCAAGUUCUCGGUUCUUACCAUUCUCAAGAACCCCAUGAUCCUCCUUGGCCUUGUCAGCAUGGGCAUCUUCCUCGGCAUGCCCUACCUUGUUGACAACAUGGACCCUGAAAUGCGUGCCGAGUUCGAGGAGCGCCAGAAGAGCAACCCUAUGAACAGCAUCCUCGGCGGCGGCGGCGAGCCUGGCGCCAACCCUAUGGGCAACUUCGACAUGGCCGCUUUCUUGGCGGGUACCGGAAAGAAGGACGAAACACCGUCAGGCUCUGGGUCCCCGAACGGUGGCGGCAGUGGCGCCGGGAAGAAGGAGAAGGGCGUGCGGAGGUGAAGAGACAAUGCGGCUGCUGUGCGAUGUGGCGUCGAGGAAAGGAAUCAUGAAAACCAAAGAAAAGAAGGGAAAGCCAGAGAGGCAAGGUCUUGAAUGUCGGACCUGGAAGGCCCGGUACUGCGAGAGCCGGUGAUGAGUUUGCAGCUUAUUUCCUAGAUACAUGUUCAUUUAUCCUUACGGCCCCAGCUCGCCCUCGCACCAUCCCCUACGUUUGU